AUGCUAGGAUCAAAGAUCCUCAAGCGCUGCAAGGCGCGUCUCAGUCUUGCCAGACAGCUCAGACAGCGUCGCAGUCUCACUAAUAACAACGAAACUACAACACCCUCUGGAUCCCCCGGACCGUCUCUUAUGCAAGUCGAUGGAGCUGGCGAUCUUGAUACCGAGCCCAUCAACCUCGAUAGUGACGAUGAUGACACAAUCACCACACCCUCUCGAACUCUCGGAACAACCCCCCUGCAGGCGGAUGGACCUGACAAUAUUGCUAUCGACCCUCUCAACCUUCAUGGUGACAACAACACACCCUCUGGACCUUCUGGACUGUCUCUGCAGGCGGAUGGACCUAGCGAUCUCGGUGUCAGCCCUUCGAACUUCAAUGGUUCCGAAAGGGACUUCGACAUAUUCAUCAAUACAAGUCUUGAGAACGAUGUGCCCAACACUGCGGGCGAAUCUAUGAAUAAGAGGGAGUUUGAUGAAUUGAUGUCUCUUAUCCAAGCCGAUGUUGGAUCUAAUGGUGAUGAAGCCAACACAAGCAGCCCAAACAACAUUGAACGUACUGGAAGUGGGACGACCAGUACCGAAAGCGUUGAAACUGCUCAGCGCGUGCAGCCCAAUGAGCCAGUUCCCAACCACUGGGGCAGCUCUGCUAGAAUUGUUGACGUCACUGAUGUCAGUAACCCCGAGGAAUGGCCUGCUGAUAUGGAUCCCAAGAACCCAGCGGUGGAAUUCGGCACCCAGUCCUCAUUAGAGCUGAUCCACCCGAAUUCCAACUACGAAUUGCAGCAGGCUGUUGCCAGCGGCUCUUCACACAAUGUGGGAGUCCACUACGGGCAGCAGAAUCCUGGUAGUAUGCUGUACACAAACUCUAAUCUCUUCGGAGCUCCAGGUGUUUCUGCAUUCGUAGAUGGUAGCAAUGUCGAGCACUUGCCCAUCGGGACUUGGAAUUCCGUGGCGUCGAACCCCUUCAUGGCUGCGGCUAACCCAGCAUCAGAUGGGCAGUUGCAGCCCUUGACUCCUCCUCAGAUGACUCCUCCUCAGACUCUUGGUCGCGCCCCGGACAACCCAAUCCUCAGACAGGCAGUUGAAAACAACCGAAAGCGUAAGCAUGAGGCGUCGAACGCUGUUGUCCCGAGCAGUUCCAACACCGCAGCUAGUCACCCAGACAUCGCUGCUGGAAGCUCAAGCUCCCUGGCUGAUCGUCAUGGUGAGCUUGAGCGGCCCGCGAAAAGAUGCAAACUUAACAAGAAAGACUUGGAGGCGCUGAGGCCCAAACGCAAGAAGAAGAAUGGAAAGGGGAAAGGUAAAGGGGGCCGAGGCGGCCGAGGCGGUCCAGGGUCAGAGUCGGAAUCAGACACAACUCCUGAGCCGAAGCGCGUCAAGCUUCAGAAGGCCAACUUUUGGAACUCCUUGGAUCCCAACUCCCGCGGAGUCCGUCCCGCAAACUUUCCGGACAUUGACAGACUUCUCAACCCAACCAGCGACAUACCGCAGGCCACCAUCUACGAUUCCGCGAGUGAGGCGCGUGCUGACCACAAGACCGAUACCGACGUCGAGAAAGACGACGACACCAUCCCCAAGACGCAUGCCGCCAAGAAGGCUAUCGUGGUGGCGUUGACCAAUUUGAUGAUAGACAACUCUUGGGCACAAGACGGCAAGAGGUCUUUUGGCACUUGGGACAACGCCUUCCACCCCAGGCAUGUGCUAGAAAAAGCCGCGUGGGAGCUACUGGAAGCACUGAUCCGGCGUAAUACACAGGGCCCAGAUCUCCUCUAUUAUGAAUUUUUGAAGUUCUCGCUUCCCCCCAGGUGGUUGACUUUCAAAGAAAGGCUUUCGAAGGUGAUGGAGGCCAUGAUCUACCACAAGGCUGUGGUCAAGCACCUUCUUGAUCCUCCGUAUCUGCAUACUCUCGUGGAGGACCCGUUUGGCAGCAUUCACCGCGUUCGCGACAAUAGAUACCUGAACGGUAAGAAGGCCAAGUUGCUUAAGGUGGCGGCGGAGGCCAAGAAGAAGGAGCAAGAGGAGGCUCGUAGAGCUCAAUCUUUGGCCCAGGCGCCCGUUGAAGAGGGACCCGCCUCCGGCUACGAAGAGUACUCCGCGGACGACGAAGAAUCCGCAGAUGAGUCCAUUGACCUGGAGAGCCCGCCUACCUCGCCUCCUCUCGCGGCCGCGGGACCUUCUUCGAAGAAGGGAAAUGCCUCCACCAAAGUCAACGGCAGCACUCCCAAGGCACCCGCGGCCAAGUCCGCUGUGCAGAAUGUCAUCCCAGGCACCUUUGUUCCGGCCGCAAUGGGUCUUGACGAUCUUGGAAACCUCAUGGGAGAACCCUCUUAUCCUGCUGGAGCCUACGCGGACGCGCAGCCCUUGUUCCCCAUCGCGGACCCCAACCCACCCUUCCUGGCUACAGCCCCUACUGCGCACACUGCGAUGCCCGGAGACCUCCAGGAUCUCAUGGACCCCUGGCUGGAAGAUCUUGAAUUCGUUCCUUUCGGGGCUCAUCCCAUCCACCCAGCCUACGUUGAUCCCGGCAACAUGGCACAUGGCGGCAACAUGGCACAGGGCAGCAACAUGGCACAGGGCAGCAGCCUUCAGCCAAACGUUCAGAACUUGAACGGCCCCAACCAGGGCAACAUGGCACCUCCUCCCCUGAGCAACAUGCAGACCGUCGAUCCUCGUAUGAUCAUGGCGCAGAGCAGCCUCGUGCCGGCGGGCCGCACCAUCCAACCCCCGCAGAACAACGUGCAGAGCAGCCUCGUGCCGGCGAGCCGCGCCAUCCAACCCCGGCAGCACGGACAGAUGCAGAAAGCCAUGGGCCAAGACGUUGCUAAUCCGAACAUGUUCGACUCCGACAACAGCACGAAUGCAUUGGGUCCGCUCCCGGACUAUAUGCUCCCCCUCCCCUUGAUCGAUGUGCACAAAAGGAAUGCUGGCCCUACGAUAAUCCCCAACCAACAGGGCUGCGUCGAUUAUCUGAACACAAGGGACGCUGGUUCCUUCGCAUGGGUUGAUCUUCCUAGGCCUACACGUGCUGUCCCUCAGAAGCCUGCCCCUCCGUCUCGUGCCGCUCUCGGUGAGCUUGCCCCAUCUGAGAUUACUAGGGUGCAGGGUGUCUUUGAUGAUAUGAACAAAAAGAAGCACAAGCGCAAGCAGGCGGACGCUGGCAUUCAGGAUGAUAUUCAGCCGUGCAAGCGCAAGCCAUAG
This is a messenger RNA of Aspergillus aculeatinus CBS 121060, 3195 nucleotides long. RefSeq lists its product as uncharacterized. The transcript is spliced from 7 exons. Lineage: Eukaryota; Fungi; Ascomycota; Eurotiomycetes; Eurotiales; Aspergillaceae. The record is from RefSeq and is a predicted model, not a curated record. The coding region runs from base 1 to 3195 and encodes 1064 amino acids.